GUAAAUCUUUCAUUGAAACGUUGAUUGUUGUUGGACUAGCUACCGUAGCUACUAGUAGCUUGCUAGUUCGCUAGCCAUUCUCAAAGAUAAGGCUUUCAGACUUUUUGCGUUCCAUCCAAGUGGACUGCAAUGACAUGGACUUGGCUAGCUAGCUCUAAUGGCGAGCUAGAACAUGAUCCAAGAAUGCUUGGAUGUGGCUGGCAGGAUUCAUGAUCAUUCUUCGACGAUGCGACCGUCUUCUCUGCUGCUUUCGGUAGGUGGCCUCAGGUUGCUUGCUUGUCCAACGGGCUUUCUGGGAUUUGUCCCACGCAGGAAUUUGGGAUACCGCUACCGUUAUGCAUACCGGUAUGUGUCGCUACGGGUACGUUGACAUGCUCUGCUGCCCCUCAACAACUCUCAAAGAGGCAGAAGCAACCGCAAAACAGCAGCUUAGCUGGGUUUAAUCCAGUUCGUGCUGCGACUCCCACGGCCAUCCUGUCCCUCUUGCGGUGCAAUCGUGGUGUUCAUCAAGAACAGAUCUUUAGAACAGAUCGAAGAGGAAAGUAGCAUCCAAAGGUGCUCCUUUGGCUGCUAACUAUGAGCUUGGGCUGCUUUGCCAACUCAAGCCGCACGAGAUGGAACCAUGCUCAACAAGCUCACAAUCCACGCAAAUCAACAAACCAAACAAAAACUCUAAAAGAGAAAACAAGCAAACAGCACUUCCAAAAUGAAUCUACACUUCAUCAGCCUCGCGCUACUCAGCUUGAAACUGAGCUUGACCUCGGGUCAUAAUUUCUUGCGUCAACCUGGGCGCUCAAUGAGCAACAGCGCCAAUGCAACCAGAGAUGACCUCGUCAUUGCCAACUUUUCGUCAGAAAUGCUUCUGGCUCAGAACCAGAGUGCACCAUGUGUACAGUUGUAUGAAUGGACCCUCUCUGAAGAUGCUAUGGUUAUCAAUGACAAACAAUACUAUGGCUUCAACAUGAGCUCCUCCAUUGGGACAUUCACCUUGCCAAUGUACACCAAUAUAGACCUGACUGGAAACCCUGUGGCCCGACUUCGUGGAAACUUGAUCACCGAUCCCACUGGUGGUUUUACCGCUUCUGCCGCGAUCCACUUUUAUGAUGUUGCUGCUUUCGUGGCUGUUUCGCUGUCCUACACCUACGAGCCUGCCUUGGCGGAAGACUUUGUCUAUGGAUUCACGGUUGGCGGUACGGGAGCCUUCAAGGACUAUCAUGCGGACGUGAAGUCCGUAGUAGUCGCCAUGGAACCAAAAUUCAUUGUGGAAUGGACGUUCUGCAACGAGAUGUAACGUAUUCGAUUGACGUAUCAUACCGGUAACCUCCAUCUGGCGACAAUAGAGCGCAUAGUAAAACAUAGAGUUGUCCGUCAACGUUUG
Molecule: messenger RNA, 1378 nt
Organism: Seminavis robusta
Lineage: Eukaryota; Bacillariophyta; Bacillariophyceae; Naviculales; Naviculaceae
Source: the annotation of a GenBank genome assembly